Messenger RNA from Pocillopora damicornis (cauliflower coral), 2102 nucleotides. RefSeq lists its product as uncharacterized. Lineage: Eukaryota; Metazoa; Cnidaria; Anthozoa; Scleractinia; Pocilloporidae. The record is from RefSeq and is a predicted model, not a curated record.
UAGUUCAUUUGCUCUUGCAGUUUAUUCCUGCAUUUAGCGGAAGGGUGUGAUAAAGACAAGUUAAUUGUCCUUCCUAGCCACUGCUAGAUGGAAACUGAUCCAAAUUACGAGUUUGAAGCUCCAAAAUGGGUCGACUUUACGGAAGAUUUCGAAGAUGAAUUCAAUGACUCGGGUCUGAACAGUUCAUGGUUUGAGAAAGUCCAUCCACUUCAUGAACCAAAGGACCCAUCACAUCACGAUGCAACUACCAAGCCACUACUUGCUGCUGCCCAAGUCGACAAGCCUGCCACAAGCUCAAAACCACAGCCCAAUAAACUGAAGAAAAAUUACAACAGCAAAAAGUCUCUUGGUAUAAAGUCAAUUCGAACACAACGUGGAGAACAUGAGGGCAUGAAUAAUAGAGAGAACAGUGGAAAAGUGCAAAGAGAUGUGAAGUCAUCAACAGCUAAAAAAGAUGAAAAGAAGACCACACAAAGAAGUAGUUCUGAGGAGGGGAAUUUAACUCCUGAAAGAUUAAGACAUCACAAACAGUGCAGUUUUACACCACCAUGGACAAACUCCCCUCAUAACAGACCAGAAAAUGCAUCACAUGCUAAUAAGAAAGAUGAUAGAAGCAGUAGCCUGAACAACAUGGCUGUCUUUUCUCCCCAACGUGUGCCUACUAAUCAGUCCCCAAUGUCUCCUGCACCAGUGCAAAGUGUUAAAAGGUCUUACACAGAAUAUGCUUCUUCACCAAAGACAUCUCUGCUAUCAAAGGCUGUCAGUGGAUAUCAGAAAGGAAAUCAACCUGGAAGGAAAAGAAGACUGUUGCCUGCCAUUCCCAGUAUAAACAAGAAUAGUCCAGGUAGUAUUUGUACAAGUCCUGCAUCACCUACUCAGCCGCAUUAUCAAAUUGAAGGCAAAGAGGGCAAAAUGAAUGAUCAAAUGUUCUCCAAAGAGGCUGCUUGUAGUGUUUCUAACAUGCCUCUUCGAGCAGUAGAUUUGUCACAAGCCGCAAGUCAAGAUCACUCUCUAGGACACCUUCAGAGUAACAAUACUAUUAAAAGAGAAUUUCAGGACAAAAAUAUGUUCAGCCAAAGACCUUUAGAAGCAAUACAUGAAAACAGUGCAAGCAAAGAAAAACCAAGCCAGCCCCUCGCACAAACAGAUGGUGAAAAGAAUGCAUCCUCAAAGCAUAAAAUGGUAACACAAUCUCAUGAUGUUAGUCUGGAAGCACUGUUAAAACAACACAACAAGAAAAUUGCAGCUGCAAGGAAUAAGUAUGAUGAAAAUGGCCGCAAAAUCAGAACUGCAGAGCCAAACUUUUGUCCUGCACCAGGCCACAAGUCCAUAUCUUCAUCAUCCACAGUAUUGUCACCAUCUGCUGCUUGCAAGAGGCCCACAACAGCUGUGGAACCUGUGGUUGGUGUGAAGCAGAAGCGCCGCUCUUGUGUUGCUGCUGUGAGCAGCACACAAAGUGAAAAAGCUACAUUUAAGACAAACUCAUCAUCAUCAAACAUAAAUAGGAAGGGCAAGGAGGAUGUUUGUAAACAAACAGUAAAGCAGAAACGUCGUUCAUGUGUUGCUACAUUUGGAAAUAGUGGAAAUGCAAAGUUAGACAAAGAACUGCGAGAUUUAAUUGCCCAACAUAAUUCAAAAGUUAAGGCUAAGAGGUCUUAGAUUUUUUUGUGUACAGAGCUCAAGUAAUUUAAAUUAAAGUUGUAGGAAUGUGGGAUUGUAAAUGUACAUAUACUUGUCAGUCAAUUAUCAAAUGAUUUAGAUUUGAUACUGGAAUGCAAAUCAGCACAAGACCAUUUUAAACAAAGUGGAAACAGGGUGCAUUACAAUUGGCAAUGCUUGUUACAGGCAUUUAUCCAAUCUGUCUUUCAACAACAUGAAACUGAAUUAAGAAGCUGUCCUUUAUGUGCUCCUUGUAAAAGUUGGCAAAUUUUUUGUAGGUUUGAGAUUUAAAAUAAUAUAACAUUUUUCUUGUGGAUUUUUCCCAAGAUGUGGUAAUACUUCGGGAGAAUUUUAACUUCAGGAGUUAAAUACAUGCAUGUUUGACCAGAUUUAACACUGGUUUGAGAUAAUUCUUUGUGAUAUAGAGGUAGCUCAGUUGUGAA